GCUGACACUGCAGACUGGGGACACAGUUUGCAUCGGAAGAGUUUUGCAGAAUGAAGCUGACACUGCUGCUGGUUCUGUGCUGUUGCCUCGUUGGCCUGGUCUUUGGCAAUGCCAUGACCAUGGCCACCAAGCCACCAUUUUUGCGUAGCCGUUACAGUCUGCGCUGGCGGAAAACGACACCAGCUGCCACAGAGGCAGCCACUGGACAGCCCAUGGAGCUGGCCAACUCCACGGAGCAACCCAAAAUGCGAUCUUCAACGGCCAAUGCGGACUAUGAUUACUAUGGCAAUGGCGAGGCAGAAAAUGUGGUGCAUAAGUAAUCAAACCGCCACAGUUAAUUAUAUUGGAUUUUGAAUUCUAAUUAAUCAGCGCACUCAACAGAACUGUCAACUCAAGGGAGAAAAAGCUGUUUAUUUAACAUAUUGAAAGCUAUCAAUCAAAUGAUAUAACAAAUAACUAAUAAAAAUAAAGUCACAAAUUUGAAUUUGAAUUUUAAUUAAAACUAUCGUUUUUCGAACUGCCCAACGCGCUUGUAUAAAGCAAGUUGGCAUUCCAGUCAACAGCUGUUCAUCUCACUCUUAAGCGCAAAAAUUAGUGGGAGAGAGUUUUGAGUGUUCUCUUUCGACUGGGUCAUGGCAAGUAUUUAAUGAAAAAGAGACGGUAAAUUCUGGUAUAUUUCUGAGGACCAGCUGGUUUGCACGCAAACCGGUUUUGGAAUACAAAAUGU
Messenger RNA from Drosophila obscura, 727 nucleotides. RefSeq lists its product as uncharacterized. Lineage: Eukaryota; Metazoa; Arthropoda; Insecta; Diptera; Drosophilidae. The record is from RefSeq and is a predicted model, not a curated record. The transcript is spliced from 3 exons. The coding region runs from base 51 to 320 and encodes 89 amino acids.